Messenger RNA from Suillus subalutaceus, 1641 nucleotides. RefSeq lists its product as uncharacterized. NCBI's taxonomy places the organism in Eukaryota, Fungi, Basidiomycota, Agaricomycetes, Boletales, Suillaceae. The transcript has 17 exons. The record is from RefSeq and is a predicted model, not a curated record. Bases 1 to 1641 code for a protein of 546 amino acids.
AUGUCCCUGGCUGAGUUUCAAUGUAUUGCAAGGAUUUUUUCUGAAUCCAACCUCUGUAAUUGUGUACCCAAAUGGCUCCCGAGCGCUCAAAACUGUGUGAAAUAUGCGACCAAAAUAUCAAACCAAAAGGCUGGACUACUCAUCGAAAAGCCUGCAAGAUACGUGCGGAUAAGAGACGUUGAGACCAGAAAUCCUCCUGACCUCACGCAUGGUCCUGACGCAGACUUUGAUUAUGGCAGCACGAUUGAUGUUACUGUAAUUGAACCUGAACCUGUCGACGCACACACAUUCCCAGCCUUUGCACGUGAUGACAUCAAGGUCGAACACCAUCCAAACAGCAGCAUCAAGACUACGGUUCACUCAUUUGAGACAUUCAAGUGUCAUCCAGCUCCCUCUGUGGUCCCACCUGAUAGACAGCCUUGCUCAUCAAGAUCUGUCAACUGCGCCAUCGGGAAGGAUAAGUUUACAUUUUUUAACCAUAAAGAUAUUCAUAACAAGUGGGAAGCAGCAUCUCACCGCAUUACAAAGCAUCAUAAUUUAACCUCGUUCAAAGCGCAGUUCACCAAAGAAGUGAUUUCAGUACCUUACGAUGGCAAAUUGUGGGACUUUGAUGUGCACUACCGGGAUCUUUGGGAGUUCGCUACUGAUCUACUUGGGGACCCCAGCUUAUUUCCACACUUCACAUUUGAUGCACAACACUUGUCUAAGUUCGAUGGCGAAAUGUUCGUCCGCUUUGUAGACGAGCCGUUCACUGUGCAGGACUUCUGGGAUAUCCAAGUGGCAAGCCACUUGCUUUCAUUUUGUACGCUGAAAAUGAAGCUGUCGUCAUUUGGGACUGCCAAGGGCUAUCCAGUUGUCGCUAGAAUAGCAAAUCUACCUACGGACAUUCGAAACGGACGAGGUAUAGGUAGUGGCUACGUGGUGAAAGAAGAUAAAGACUAUGCGGAAAAGUCUAGUUGGGUCAAAAAUACUGUUUGGCAUAGUUUGUUUGCACAUAAUCUCUUCGCUAGCUUCCAAAUCACGAACAGGACAAUGCUGAUUAUGAAGAACACGCUUAGUUUUCCUACUAAUGAUGUAUUACUACAGGAUGAGAUUUUGAAAGAAUAUGGACUGCGCGAUGUUGAUAAUUCAUUAUGGGCUGUACGAUACACUGAUGUCCAUCGAGCUCUGUCACACGACCGUAUGCAUAACGGCGGGCUUUGGUCGCACCAUCUAUGGGUCAAACUACAGAAAUGUGUUAAUUUUAAGCACCCAAACCAGGUUAUGGGCGUAACGUUUGCAGACAGCUCCAUGCAUGAAGACAUCAAAAAACAAGACUCCCCACUUGGCUACCUGUUACUUCGAUGCAUACACCUUUAUCUCGAAAUCGACAUAUAUGCCGCUUUCGAGGGAGGAAGUGCUGUCCAAGCUUUCACAGCGCUUAUGAAGCAAUAUAUCGCGGAAACCGUCGAUGAGAACGACAAGGGCUGGAGCUUUCCGAAAAUGCACAUGAUCAUCCACAUUUUCGACGAUAUAGAGGCUAAAGGUGCUACAAGGAACUACAACGCCAAACCAAAUGAGCAGAUGCAUGGGCCAUUGAAGAACUCGUAUCAACGCCAGACCAACUUCAAGGACUUUGCAGAAACAGAUCCUUCGGAUUAA